This is a messenger RNA of Hydractinia symbiolongicarpus, 417 nucleotides long. RefSeq names its product late histone H2B.L4-like. Gene Ontology annotation, molecular function: protein heterodimerization activity; structural constituent of chromatin; DNA binding. NCBI's taxonomy places the organism in Eukaryota, Metazoa, Cnidaria, Hydrozoa, Anthoathecata, Hydractiniidae. The transcript is spliced from 2 exons. The annotation marks the transcript as partial. The record is from RefSeq and is a predicted model, not a curated record. Gene Ontology annotation, cellular component: nucleosome.
GCUAAAGGAGGAAAACAGGCACCUAAAGUAGCCAAGAAAGGUGAAAAAAGAGCCGGCAAAAAAGGAGGAAAGAUUGGUGGAACUGGUGAAAAGAAACGCAAGAGAAAGAGAAAGGAAAGUUAUGCUAUUUACAUCUACAAUGUUUUGAAACAAGUUCACCCAGAUGUCGGAGUUUCAAGCAAAGCUAUGAGCAUCAUGAACUCAUUUGUCAACGACAUCUUUGAGCGCAUUGCUUCCGAAGCUUCGCGUUUGGCUCUUCAAAACAAAAAGUCGACCAUCUCUUCUCGUGAAAUUCAAACCGCAGUACGUCUUCUCUUGCCUGGAGAACUUGCAAAACACGCAGUCAGUGAAGGAACAAAAGCCGUCACAAAAUACACAGCAGCAAGUAAACCAACGUCAGUCUUCCUUACGUUUUAA